Molecule: messenger RNA, 2205 nt
Organism: Henningerozyma blattae CBS 6284
Lineage: Eukaryota; Fungi; Ascomycota; Saccharomycetes; Saccharomycetales; Saccharomycetaceae
Gene: WHI3
Product: mRNA-binding protein WHI3
Exons: 1
Coding region: 1-2205 (734 amino acids)
Molecular function (GO): mRNA binding
Source: RefSeq, a predicted model, not a curated record
AUGGAAAACUCAAGCAUUUUCUUACAAAACAAUUUCACUUCAAGCUCAGAUAACCUUCAUCUAUCAACACCCUCCACAAACAACAACAUUCUUCCUGCUCCAGCACCUCCUCCUCCUCCCGCCGCCGCCGCCGCCGCACCCACUCCUGCUUUCAACAAACUUCACAGCAACAGCGAUACAAACAUGAAAUUGGCCUCAACAGAUGAAAGGACCUCGCCAUUAUACCUUUCUGCCGUCUUGCAAAAUUUAUCCUUAAACAACUCCACACAACAAAUUAACAUCAAUGAAACUAGAGCCAUCCAUAAAGGCCCCUACCUGAUAAAACUAAAAAAUUUGCCCAACGAUAUAUCCCUAAGAGAAGCUCAUGCCAUCUUCGCCCUGGCUAAAGAUCUAGUCACCGUCGAACUCAUACACGAAGAACAUGGAGGUGGUGGCAAUUUCGAAAACAACUUAAACUCCGCAACUCAAAAUACAAUCUCCCCAAACAUUUCCAAUGAAAACAUUCAAAAACAUGAAUUGGAAACCGUUAUCGUGGCCAAAUUCAUCAACUUGCAACGUGCUUUGCAAUACUCCUCAAUCUUGAACUCCAAAACAGAACUUUUUGGUUCCGAUUUCCCCUUCAAAUCUUACGUCGAGUUAAUCGACGAAAAUACUAAACAACAGAUGUUGAUCCCACAAGAUACAAACCAAUUGAGACCGGAUUAUAUCACCUCUUCCGCCCUACAGAAUAUCGACCACCACAGGUCGGCCUCCAUAACCCCUUCAAACCAAUUGACUCACACUUCCAAAAGACCAAGCAUAUUACCAACAAAGUCAAGAUUCUCCUUUAGUGAUCCUUUCACAACAGAUCAAUCUCCUCAACAAUCAAUGGCAAACAUCUUGGCUUCAAGUGUGCCCCCACAACUACUUCAUUCAACAAACCAUUCCACUCAUGAUUUAUCAACUACCAUAACAAACAACAACAACAACAACAACAACAACAACAACAACAACACCACCACCACGUCCAAUCAUUCUCCUCCAAAUAAUAAUGAUCCAACAAUAGAUUCAAUCCAAAACGAUAAUAAUCAAAACAAUUUGGAUUCCACUCUACAACAAUCAGAUGCUGGUAAAUCAUUCCUAUUGAUGGAAAAUGAUGAUAUUAAUGAUAGUAUUUGGGGUGCUAAGAAUUUGCCUUCCAUCAUGAAUAGUUUCACUAAUGGAACUCCUCAACCUUCUACUCCAGGCUUGGAAUGGAAUUCAAAUGAUAGACAAACUUCUUCUUUCUUCUUACCUUCCAAUUCAAAUUUGACUUCUUCUCAUACAAUGGAUAUCACUUCAAAUAUGGUAAACCAAAAUAACAUCCUUCAAGUUUCAACUCCUCAUGGUAUUGUUUCUGCAACUACCCCAAUCAAUUCUUUUAACCCAUUGACUCAACAGAUUCAACAAUUAUCACCAUCUGCCCCACAACCAAUAAUACCGAGAGCAACUGCAGAAAUGGGUAAUCCAAAUAGAUCAACUUUCAAUUCUCAACAGAAUAAUUUAUCUCAAAAUGGAACUCCUCAGAAAUUACAUCAAAAUAGAUCUUCUAUUUCAAAUCAAAAAAAUUCAAAUUCAAAUUCAAAUACAAACACAAAUACAAACACAAUUCAAAUUAAAAAUAUUUCUACAAAUAACUUGUCAAAUACAAACCUUUCAAAUCAAAAUAAUACACCAACACAAACUCCAACUACCACCACUUCUGCAACUACUACUACUACUACUACAAUCUCUCAAGCUGAUUUAUCUUUACUUGCUAAAGUUCCUCCUCCUGCAAACCCAGCUGAUCAAAAUCCUCCUUGUAAUACUUUAUACGUGGGUAAUUUACCACCAGAUGCUACUGAACAAGAAUUAAGACAACUAUUUUCAACUCAAGAUGGGUUUAGAAGGUUAUCUUUUAGAAAUAAAAAUAAUAACGGGAAUGGUCAUGGUCCAAUGUGUUUUGUAGAAUUCGAAGAUGUCAGUUAUGCAACAAGAGCUUUGGCCGAAUUAUACGGUAGUCAACUACAAAGAACUACUGCAACAAACAAAGGUGGUAUUAGAUUAAGUUUUUCAAAAAAUCCUUUGGGUGUAAGAGGUCCAAAUAGUAGAAGAACAGGUCCAAACUCAAAUAAUAAUUCGGUAAUGAUUAAUAAUCCAAACAUUGCUGCUUCCACUUAUUUCUCAGCAACUUACAAUAAAAAUUGA